UGUGACUCAUUCCAGGAUCAGUUCAGUUGCGUCUCAGUGGGUUUUGUUCAGACUGCAGAAUCUUCAGCUUCAACUCUUUGGACUGUUUGAAGAAACUAUGAAGGUGUGUGUGUGAGCUGAUGUGGACGUGAAUUCAGCAGAAUGGACCAGUGUGAGGACGGAGAGGAGGGAGUCCCUCCCUCUAAAACCUCUCUGUGUGAGGAACAUGAGAGUCAGAGCAAAGAUCAGAGGAAUCAACCUGGACCUGGACCUGGACCUGGACCUGGACCUGGACCUGGACCUGGACCUGGACCUGGACCUGGACCUGGACCUGGACCUGGACCUGGACCCGGACCUGGACCCGGACCUGGACCCGGACCUGGACCCGGACCCGGAUCCGGACCCAGCUGUGUGUCCUUGAAGAGCGACAAGUCAAUAGACUUUUAUAUUAACUUCAAAGGAGAGCAACAUUCUGCUGUAAAUAGGGUCCAUCAGAAAGGAAACUCUCUUGAACAUGAACCCAGCUGUUUGUCCUUGAAGAGUGACCAGUCAAAUGACUGGUCCAUUAACUUUAAAGGAGACCAACAUUCUUCUUCAGAGAGAGUGGACCAGCAGAUCUCAGAGUCCCCCAGCGGUCCGUCUGUCCAGCAGCAUCAGACACAGCUGGACUCCAUCUUUCAGCUGCUGGAGGACAACAUUGUCCUGUUUGUGAAGAACGAGCUGAAGAAGAUCCAGAGGGGUCUGAGUCCAGAUUACCCAGAAUCCCUAGAGCAUCUGUUGGAGGGUGAGGAUGAAGAGCAGAGGAGCAGCAGAGAGGCGUUUGUGAAGAUCACAGUGAACUUCCUGAGGAGAAUGAAGCAGGAGGAGCUGGCUGAGCGUCUGCAGAGCAAUGUUUCUGCUGCAGGUUGUAGAAAGCGGCUGAAGUCUAAGCUGAAGAAGAAGUGCCAGUGUGUGUUUGAGGGGAUUGUUAAAGCAGGAAACCCAACCCUUCUGGAGCAGAUCUACACAGAGCUCUACAUCACAGAGGGAGGGACUGGAGAGGUCAACGAUGAACAUGAAGUCAGACAGAUUGAAGCAGCUUCCAGGAAACCAAACAGAGCAGAAACAGCCAUCAGACAGGAAGACAUCUUUAAACUCCCACCUGGAAGAGAUGAACCAAUCAGAACAGUGAUGACGAAGGGAGUGGCCGGCAUCGGGAAAACAGUCCUAACACAGAAGUUCACUCUGGACUGGGCUGAAGGCAGAACCAACCAGGACAUCCAGUUCCUGCUUCCAUUCACCUUCAGAGAGCUGAUUGUGUUGAAAGAGAGAAAGUUCAGCUUGGUGGAACUUGUUCAUCACUUCUUCACUGAAACCAGAGAAAUGUGCAGCUUUGAAGAAUUCCAGGUGGUGUUCAUCUUUGACGGUCUGGAUGAGAGUCGACUUCCUCUGGACUUCCACAACAAUGAGGUCCUGACUGAUGUUACAGAGUCCACCUCAGUGGACGUGCUGCUGACAAACCUCAUCAGGGGGAACCUGCUUCCUUCUGCUCGUCUCUGGAUCACCACACGACCCGCAGCAGCCAAUCAGAUCCCUCCUGAGUGUGUUUCCAUGGUGACAGAGGUCAGAGGGUUCACUGACCCACAGAAGGAGGAAUACUUCAGGAAGAGGUUCAGGAACAAGAAGCAGACCAGCAGGAUCAUCUCCCACAUCAAGAGAUCACGGAGCCUCCACAUCAUGUGCCACAUCCCAGUCUUCUGCUGGAUCACUGCUACGGUCCUGGAGAACGUCCUGGAGAAAGUCCUGGAAAUCAGAGAGGGAGGGAAGCUGCCCAAGACCCUGACUGAGAUGUACAUCCACUUCCUGGUGGUCCAAGCCAAACUGAAGAGGGUCAAGUAUGAUGGAGGAGCUGGGACAGAUCCACACUGGAGUCCAGAGAGCAGGAAGAUGGUGGAGUCUCUGGGAAAACUGGCUUUUGAGCAGCUGCAGAAAGGAAACCUGAUCUUCUAUGAACCAGACCUGAGAGAGUGUGGCAUCGAUGUCAGAGAGGCUUCAGUGUACUCAGGAGUGUUCACCCAGAUCUUUAGAGAGGAGAGCAGCCUGUACCAGGACCAGGUCUUCUGCUUCAUCCAUCUGAGUGUCCAGGAGUUUCUGGCUGCUCUUCAUGUCCAUCAGACCUUCAUUAAGUCUGGAGUCAACCUGCUGGAGGAACAAAGAAACACCUCCAGGUGGUUUAAAACCAGAGCCGUGACUGACCUCCAUCAGAGUGCUGUGGACAAGGCCUUACAGAGUCCUAACGGACACCUGGACUUGUUCCUCCGCUUUCUCCUGGGUUUUUCACUGGAGACCAAUCAGACUCUCCUACGAGGUCUGUUGGAACUAAAAAAAAGAAGUUCACAGAACAAUCAGGAAACAGUUAAAUACAUCAAGAAGAAGAUCAGUGGGGAUCUGUCUGCAGAGAGAAGCAUCAACCUGUUCCACUGUCUGAAUGAACUGAAUGAUGGUUCUCUGGUGGAGGAGGUCCAACGGUACCUGAGGUCUGGACGUCUCUCCACAGAUAAACUGUCUCCUGCUCAGUGGUCGGCGCUGGGCUUCAUCUUACUGUCAUCAGAAGAUCUGGAGGUGUUUGACCUGAAGAAGUUCUCAGCUUCAGAGGAGGUUCUACGGAGGCUGCUGCCGGUGGUCAAAGCCUCCAAGAAAGUUGUGUUGAGUGACUGUAACCUCUCAGGGAACAUCUGUGCACUUCUGUCCUCAGUUCUCAGCUCUCAGUCCUCCAGUCUGACAGAACUGGACCUGAGUAACAACCACCUGCAGGAUUCAGGACUGAAGCAGCUGUGUCCUGGACUGGAGAGUCCACACUGUCACCUGGAGUCUCUCAGGUUGAGUGGCUGUAACCUCUCAGAGGACAUCUGUCCACUUCUGUCCUCAGUUCUCAGCUCUCAGUCCUCCAGUCUGACAGAACUGGACCUGAGUAACAACCACCUGCAGGAUUCAGGACUGAAGAAGCUGUGUCCUGGACUGGAGAGUCCACACUGUCACCUGGAGUCUCUCAGGUUGAGUGACUGUAACCUCUCAGAGAACAUCUGUCCACUUCUGUCCUCAGUUCUCAGCUCUCAGUCCUCCAGUCUGACAGAACUGGACCUGAGUAACAACCACCUGCAGGAUUCAGGACUGAAGAAUCUGUGUCCUGGACUGGAGAGUCCACACUGUCAACUGGAGUCUCUCAGGUUGAGUGACUGUAACCUCUCAGAGAACAUCUGUCCACUUCUGUCCUCAGUUCUCAGCUCUCAGUCCUCCAGUCUGACAGAACUGGACCUGAGUAACAACCACCUGCAGGAUUCAGGACUGAAGAAGCUGUGUCCUGGACUGGAGAGUCCACACUGUCACCUGGAGACUCUCAGGCUGUCAGGCUGUCUGAUCUCAGAGGAAGGAAGUGCUUCUCUGGUCUCAGCUCUGAGCUCCAACCCCUCCCACCUGAGAGAGCUAGACCUGAGCUACAACCAUCCAGGAGAGUCAGCAGGGAAGCUUCUGUCUGGACUGGAGGAUCCCCGCUGGAGACUGGACACUCUCAGGGUGGAGCCUGCUGGACAACGAUGGUUGACACCAGGUCCGUGGAAGUAUUCCUGUCAACUCACCAUCGACACAAACACACUCCACAACAACAUCAAACUGUCUGACAACAACAGGAAGAUGACACGUGUGAGGGAGGAUCAGUCAUAUCCUGAUCAUCCAGACAGGUUUGAUGAUCCUCCUCAGCUGCUGUGUAGAGAAGUUCUGAUGGGUCGAUGUUACUGGGAGGUCCAGAGGAGAGGAGGAGUUUCUGUAUCAGUGAGUUACAGAAGAAUCAACAGGAAAGGAAGGUCUAAAGACUGUGGGUUUGGAUGGAACGAUCAUUCCUGGAGUCUGGACUGUUAUGAUGGUUGGUACCAUGUCCGUCACAAUAACAUAGUAACAUCUUCCUCCUCCUCUCCCUCAGUCUCUGACAGAGCAGCAGUGUACGUGGACGUUCCUGCUGGAACUCUGUCCUUCUACAGCGUCUCCUCUGACAGACUGAUCCUCCUCCACACCUUCAACACCACAUUCACUGAACCUCUAUGUCCUGGGUUCGGGUUCUAUCGUGGUUCUUCAGUGUCUCUGAAACUUGGAAACUUCUUCCUCUUCCGGUCCUUAAAAGGUGGAUGCUGCCGUUAUUCCAGGAUCCACAUGUUGUUCUUCUGUCUGUUUCCAGUCAGAGCUUCACAGUGAACAGC
Molecule: messenger RNA, 4208 nt
Organism: Cololabis saira (Pacific saury)
Lineage: Eukaryota; Metazoa; Chordata; Actinopteri; Beloniformes; Belonidae
Product: NACHT, LRR and PYD domains-containing protein 3-like
Exons: 15
Coding region: 142-4203 (1353 amino acids)
Molecular function (GO): protein binding
Source: RefSeq, a predicted model, not a curated record